AAAUUUCCGCCCGUAGUAAGCAUGGCGGCGGCACCUCACCACUGAUUCGUUGAAUUCCUUCCCGGUAAUCUUGGGCACUAGCGGGCGGAGUUGAAGGGCGCUUGGACCCCAGCGGCGAUCGGUGUUUGGGUUCGGGCUCUGGGAACAUUUUGGCUUUGCUCGCCUUCCUCUUUCAGAAGACUCGAGAUCGGCCAGCAGGUCUGCGAGAUUUGAAACGCGACUGUUACUCCUUGUUUUCCGGUUCUGGCCGCGGGAGCCUCUCGAGAAGCGUGGAAAGAAGAGAAGGGCGUAUACCUAGUGACCGCCUCUGGUUGUCUUGGGCUCGCGCCUGGCGCCGCUACGUGGAGUCGCUCUCUCGUCCUCACUUUUGGCUGCCGACUUGUUGAGUAGAAGUGCAAACUGAUGCUUUAAGACUCAGGGAAAGGUCUUUCCCUUAUCUCCACCCCAGCAAGCACCCCAGAGACCUUGGAGAUUUGUCUUGUUUCUAGACACGUGUACUCGAAUGUUGUGCGAAGGAGGACUUAAAUAUUCGAGAAGAGAGUGGGAACUCCUGGAAUUUUAAGGGAAUUCUGUGUAUUUCCAAAACUGACUUUUAACUACCGGCAGCGUGGGAUUUCGUGAUUGUUUUUCGCCAUCGUGUGGCUCCAACAUGUACUUCCCUUCUUGGUUAAGUCAGCUGUACAGGGGUUUAUCCAGACCCAUCAGAAGGACCACCCAACCGAUCUGGGGUUCUCUCUACAGAAGUCUGUUGCAGAGUUCACAGAGGAGAAUUCCAGAAUUCAGUAGCUUUGUUGUCCGGACCAACACAUGUGGAGAGUUGCGUUCGUCUCACUUAGGCCAAGAAGUCACCUUGUGUGGAUGGAUUCAGUACCGAAGGCAAAACACAUUCUUGGUCCUAAGAGAUUUCGAUGGGCUCGUUCAAGUUAUCAUUCCCCAGGAUGAGUCGGCAGCCUCUGUGAAGAAGAUUUUAUGUGAAGCCCCUGUGGAAUCUGUGGUGCAAGUGUCUGGUACAGUCAUUUCCCGUCCUGCAGGACAAGAGAAUCCAAAAAUGCCAACAGGUGAGAUUGAAAUCAAAGUUAAAACAGCUGAGCUUCUGAAUGCCUGCAAGAAGCUGCCCUUUGAAAUUAAGGACUUCGUGAAGAAAACAGAGGCUCUUCGGUUGCAGUAUCGCUACUUAGACUUGCGUAGUUUCCAAAUGCAGUAUAACCUGCGACUGAGGUCCCAGAUGGUCAUGAAAAUGCGGGAAUAUCUCUGUAAUCUGCAUGGGUUUGUGGAUAUAGAAACCCCCACACUGUUUAAGAGGACCCCAGGGGGUGCCAAAGAGUUUUUAGUACCAUCCAGGGAACCUGGAAAGUUUUAUUCUCUCCCUCAGAGUCCUCAACAGUUUAAGCAACUUCUGAUGGUUGGCGGUUUAGACAGAUAUUUUCAGGUUGCCCGAUGUUAUCGAGAUGAAGGUUCAAGACCAGACAGACAGCCUGAGUUUACUCAGAUUGACAUAGAGAUGUCUUUUGUAGACCAGACUGGGAUCCAGAGUUUAAUUGAGGGUUUGCUCCAGUAUUCCUGGCCCAAUGACAAAGAUCCUGUGGUUGUUCCUUUUCCUACUAUGACUUUUGCUGAGGCACUGGCCACCUAUGGAACUGAUAAACCUGACACUCGCUUUGGAAUGAAGAUUAUAGAUAUCAGUGAUGUGUUUAGAAACACAGAGAUUGGAUUUCUUCAAGAUGCACUUAGUAAGCCCCAUGGAACUGUGAAAGCCAUAUGUAUCCCUGAAGGAGCAAAAUACUUAAAAAGGAAAGACAUUGAAUCCAUUAGAAAAUUUGCAGCUGACCAUUUUAAUCAGGAAAUCUUACCUGUAUUCCUUAACGCCAAUAGAAACUGGAAUUCUCCAGUUGCUAACUUCAUAAUGGAGUCACAAAGACUGGAAUUAAUCAGACUAAUGGAGACCCAAGAGGAAGAUGUGGUCCUACUAACUGCUGGAGAGCACAAUAAAGCAUGCUCUUUGUUGGGAAAAUUACGACUGGAAUGUGCUGACCUUCUAGAAACAAGAGGAGUGGUGCUCCGUGACCCCACUCUGUUCUCUUUUCUUUGGGUGGUAGAUUUCCCACUCUUCCUGCCCAAGGAGGAAAAUCCCAGAGAGCUGGAAUCGGCCCACCACCCAUUUACUGCUCCCCACCCCAGUGACAUACACCUCCUGUACACUGAGCCCAAAAAGGCCCGUAGCCAACACUAUGACUUGGUUUUAAAUGGCAAUGAAAUAGGAGGUGGUUCAAUUCGAAUUCACAAUGCAGAGCUGCAGCGUUAUAUCCUGGCAACCUUACUAAAGGAGGAUGUGAAAAUGCUCUCCCAUCUGCUCCAGGCUUUAGAUUAUGGGGCACCCCCUCAUGGAGGAAUUGCCUUAGGGUUAGACAGACUGAUAUGCCUUGUCACUGGAUCUCCAAGCAUCAGAGAUGUCAUAGCCUUCCCAAAGUCCUUCCGGGGACAUGACCUCAUGAGCAAUACCCCAGAUUCUGUCCCUCCUGAGGAACUGAAGCCCUAUCAUAUCCGAGUCUCCAGGCCAACAGACUCCAAAGCAGAAAGAGCUCAUUGAAUCAUGCAUACCAUGCAGAAAGUUGAGCUUUUAGGUUUUGUCCUCUUUGCUUCCCCAAGGCUAAAGUCAGAUCUAGAGUUCUGCCACAGGUCUGACAAUCAAGUCUUUAGAUGGAAGGAAUCCAGGCAACAUUCUUCACAACAACGAAGAAACAGAUAGAAGAUACCCAAUUUUGACUUGAUUUCAUGCAUCAUUUGGAUUUUUUUUGGUUAGGACUUUUUUUGAAGUUCCUUUUUACUUAGGUGUGAAAGAUGGUUCUUUGUUGGAAUAAUAUAGUGGUUUAGUGUUUUCAAAUCAUGUUUCUCAUACCCAGAUAGAUUAUUCACUUAGGACAGAGGUAAUCAAAUUAUGUGUGAAAUGUAGGAAAAUGCUUGCCCCUGUAAACUAGUGAGUUGAUGGAGCAUUUGCUUCAUCAUCCUCAUCAAGAGAAUCAUAUAAAUUAAGCUUUAUAAUGACAUUUCAACCAUCAACAUAAUAUAGUGAGGAGUAGCAUAAUAUUUUAUAAUAAUGCAGAAAACAUCACUGAAAUGAGAGUCACAAAUUUUUCUUCAGUGUUUCAGCCUGAGCAAGUUACAUAAACCUCGCUUAGCCUCCCUUCCUGCUAAUGUGUAAAAUACAUACUUGCCCUGGCUACCUCACCGGGCUGUUAUUGCUGGAAUCAGAGGAGAUAACAUAUAUGGAAGAUAAAGUGAAUAAAAGUACUUUGAAAAACUAUAAAGCAUUCCACAAAUAUGAGAUGAUGGUAUUAUCCAUCCAUAAAUAGGUAGAUGUAUCUCUAUUUUAUAGUUUCAGAUUAAACAAAACAUAUUAAUAGUAAAGUCAUUUUACUUAUCAAUUUUCUGUUUAUAUUUUUAGUUUUAAAGAUAUUAUUGGCCGGGAGUGGUGGCUCACACCUGUAAUCCCAGCACUUUGGGAUAUUGAGGUGGGUGGAUCACUGGAGGUCAGGAGUUCAACACCAGCCUGGCCAACAUAGUGAAACCCUGUCUCUACUAAAAACACAAAAAUUAGCCAGGCAUAGGUGGCGCAUGCCUGUAAUCCCAGCCACUCGGGAGGCUGAGGCAUGAGGUUUGCUUGAACCUGGGAGAUGGAGAUUGCAGUGAGCCAAGAUGGUGCCAUUACACUCCAGCCUGGGUGACAGAGCAAGACUCCAUCUCAAAAAAAAAAAGACAACAAAGAUAUUAUUAAUCACUGAACACUAUUUUCUCUCAAUUAUAAGUAAUUGAAAAUUCUAAUCAACCUUAGAUUAACCUCAAAUGUGCGAAAAAGUGAACACCAAAACUCAUUGUGAUUUUAAGUUCUAAUCAUACACAUAAAAGUUUUAAUAAACUAAUAAUUAUAAAAUGAGGCCGGGUGCAGUGGCUCACGCCUGUAAUCCCAGCACUUUGGGAGGCUGAGGCGGACAGAUCACAAGGUCAAGAGAUUGAGACCAUCCUGGCCAACAUGGUGAAACCCCAUCUCUACUAAAAAUACAAAAAUUAGCUGGAUGUGAUGGCGCACGCCUGUAGUCCCAGCUACUCAGGAGGCUGAGGCAGGAGAAUCACUUGAACCCAGGAGGUGGAGGUUGCAGUGAGCCGAGGUCACGCCACUGCACUCCGGCCUGGCAACAGAACAAGACUCCAUUUCAAAAAAAAAAAAAAAAAAAAAGACAAAAUGAGAACGAGGUCUUGAUCAGUGAUUUUGAAAUUGUUUUCUUCUAUUCAGUCUUCUGCCUUGAAAUUCUUUUGAUUUAUACCUUUUUUUUUUUUUGAGACAGAAUCUCGCUCUCUUGCCCAGGUUAGAGUGCAGUGGCGCCAUCUUGGCUCACUGCAACCUCCGCCUCCUGGGUUCAAGUGAUUCUCCUGCCUCAGCCUCCUAUUUAAUUAAUUAAUAAUUGAUUUAAUGAUUUAGUUUAAAAUGUUUAAUUCAUUUUAAAAUAACCCAUUACAUGUUAACACAAAUAGCAUGUUUUUAUUUUGAGACAGAGUCUCACUCUGUUGCCCAGGCUAGAGUGCAGUGGUGCGAUCUUGGCUCACUUCAUCCUCCACCUCCCGGGUUCAGGCAGUUUUCCUGCCUCAGCCUCCUGAGUAGUUGGGACCACAGGUGCCCUCCACCACACCUGGUUAAUUUUUGUAUUUUUAGUAGAGACGGGGUUUUGCCAUGUUGACCAGGCUGGUCUCAAGCUCCUGGCCUCAGGUGAUCCGCCUGCCUCGGCCUCCCAAAGUUCUGGGAUUACAAAGGCAUGAGCCACCACACUCAGCCAUGUUUAUAUUUUUAAAAUAAUUAUUUUCCAAAAAAAAUAGAAGAGUAACAUUGUUUUAUAUUUCUGCAAAUAUUUUUUAUUUCUGGCUUAAUAGAAGACACUAGAUUCUGA
Gorilla gorilla gorilla (western lowland gorilla) is the source of this 4937-nucleotide messenger RNA. It is a transcript of the gene DARS2, whose product is annotated as aspartyl-tRNA synthetase 2, mitochondrial. Gene Ontology annotation, molecular function: nucleic acid binding; aspartate-tRNA ligase activity; ATP binding. The record is from RefSeq and is a predicted model, not a curated record. Gene Ontology annotation, cellular component: cytoplasm; mitochondrion. Gene Ontology annotation, biological process: aspartyl-tRNA aminoacylation. Bases 650 to 2587 code for a protein of 645 amino acids. Lineage: Eukaryota; Metazoa; Chordata; Mammalia; Primates; Hominidae. The transcript has 17 exons.